This is a messenger RNA of Ustilago hordei, 2193 nucleotides long. RefSeq lists its product as uncharacterized. The record is from RefSeq and is a predicted model, not a curated record. Gene Ontology annotation, cellular component: exocyst. The transcript has a single exon. Gene Ontology annotation, molecular function: phosphatidylinositol-4,5-bisphosphate binding. Lineage: Eukaryota; Fungi; Basidiomycota; Ustilaginomycetes; Ustilaginales; Ustilaginaceae. Gene Ontology annotation, biological process: exocytosis. The coding region runs from base 1 to 2193 and encodes 730 amino acids.
AUGUCCUACCCCGGCCAAAGCAGCAAGGCUUCCUCCUCGAUCAACCCUAGCAAGCUGCCUCAUCGAACAGCGACUUCAUCCACAUUUUCAAGCCUAGGUGUCGGCGCUAUCCACGAUGAUACCGAAGUCGCAUUUGCAGAGCUUCAAAUGCUCUCGCAAAACCAACGCAAACUCGCUACUCUCACCAGUCGAAUGACCACCAUCCUUUCCGGCUUCGACAAGCGUCUCAUCAAGCUCGAAGGCAGCAUCUUGCCCAUUCACAAAGGCACACAAAAACUUGCACGCAUGUCAGACAACAUCGACCUCACCUUAGCAGCACUCAACAAGACACUCGGUCACUACGAUGUAGUCAUCGAUGAGCAGCCUUUGCUCAAACAAGCACCUGAUGUCAGAGACACACGACCGUAUAUGGACACCAUCGACCGCGUCAUUAAAGGCCUUAAUUACCUGCAGAAAUCCGACCUAAAGAGUCAAGAGGGUGUCAUGAAGCGUAUGAACGAUCUUAUCGAGCUUGGCGCUCGGAACCUCACCAACGUCGUGUCGGACUGGGUCCGCGCAGAUUCGGGAGUCAUCGAUCUGAGCGAGUACAGUCGCAACGCACACUAUCCCGUGCUAUCGGAGGCAACACACAACGCGAUCAUACCUAUCCUCAAUUAUCAUUCGACGCUACCACGUCAUCCACGCACAGGGUACAGUCCACUUUCGGCUGCUUUUGCAACGUAUGCUAGCGUGAGAAGCAACUAUCUCGCGCAAUGCCUAAUUCCGCUUGCGUCAAGGUUGCAGCAGUAUGCACUCGAAAAGAUCGGGACUGGAGCUAGUGGAGCCGGAAUGGUCAUGGUCAAUAACCAUGAUGACGAAGAUCACUCUUCCAGCUAUCGUCGAGGUGAAGCUGGCGCUGUUGAGCUGUUUGAGGCGUACUACGGCAUGCUUGAUAACGAGUACCGCAUUUUGCAAGGGCUAAUAUCGUCAGCAGAGGUGGAUAAGGAGACGUUGCUGCUAGCGUCUACGUUCUCCCAGCUCGCAGCAACAGCAAUCAAUGGCUUAAUAGAGUCACUCAGCACGAUAAAGUCACACGUUCGCCGGCAUUUGGUCACACACGCCUCUUUCCUACUCGACCUUAUUGGUGCCUUAUCUGGAGUCAUCUUGACCGGAAGGUGGGACGUUCUCAUCCGAUCGAUGGAAGACUCGCCAGACGCACCUUUGUACAGCAGUACACCUAUCGACAAGGCCGAUCUCGACCUAAACGCCGGUUUCGCACCUGCUGCUGAACUACUCGAGAUCUACAGCAAGCUGAAGAACAUCGCGAUCGGCAUUUUCCCUCGAUUCAUCGAGGACGUGAAGGCCAUUCCGGCACGCAAAGCUGCCGAAGUACCCAGCACAUCCGUCAACGAGAUCACCUAUCUCGGUUUGCAGUUCAUCCGCCAGAUCACCGAAUACAGCGAUGUUGUUUCCCCCCUCCUCCAAACACUCGGUAAUGGCAACUGGAUGAUGUCCAGCGGUGUAGCUCCCGUUCUCUCACUCGGGUUGGACAACCAUCCCAGCAAGCAAACCAUUGUUGGCGACUACCUGAACGAUGUAGUCGCAGUAAUCCUUACCUCGCUCGAAGCACGUUCUCGAGCCAUCCGUCAACCUUCCACCGCAUCGGUGUUCCUUCUUAACAACACCGGACAUCUUCGUCGAACGCUCUCUGCUCCUCUCCCCUCCUGGCUUGGCGCAGGGGAAGAUGAGAAGCCUGCUUCGAUCGUCUCCCUUCAUCUUGGAGAGAUGGGUGAAGAUUUGUUGAAUACAGCUUUUCGACAAGCUAACACAGCGUAUCUCGACGCAUGGUCUCCUGUGGUUGCACCGCUGAUGGAGGACCAGCCGCUGAAUGCUAACCAGCACUAUCAUAGGCAUGCGACGUCGAAGCUUAUUGGGGUUGGGUCUGGGUCGGAGAAGAAUCAGGUGAAAGAUCGGUUUGCUAAGUUCUACGAAGCGUUGGAUGAUCUGGAGAGGUUACACAGAGCCUAUCCGGUAAGCAGGGAGGAUGUGGAGUUGAAGGAAAGGUUGAGGAGAGAUGUGACGAGGUUGGUUUGCCCCAUGUAUGGAAGAUUUUUGGGUAAACAUAAGGCGAGCGAUUUCACAAAGAAUCCGAGUAAACAUAUCAGAAUGACGGAACAGGAAGUCGAGGAUAAGAUCGCAAGUCUUUUCCGCUAG